Pseudomyrmex gracilis is the source of this 3184-nucleotide messenger RNA. It is a transcript of the gene Gp93, whose product is annotated as endoplasmin. Bases 168 to 2546 code for a protein of 792 amino acids. The record is from RefSeq and is a predicted model, not a curated record. The transcript has 4 exons. Gene Ontology annotation, biological process: protein folding. Lineage: Eukaryota; Metazoa; Arthropoda; Insecta; Hymenoptera; Formicidae. Gene Ontology annotation, molecular function: ATP-dependent protein folding chaperone; ATP binding; ATP hydrolysis activity.
UAUAUCGCGUCGACCUCGCGACCGCUUCGUGACAGUCGGCGAGAAAACAGCGGAACAACUCGGAUCAGCGCGUGCACACGUAGUAGUAGUACCGUCGAACGCACAGUUUGCUGUGACGCAUCCUCUUUUGUAAUUUGUCCACGUCGUCGGUUCCACGGCGAUUGACCAUGAAGAAACUCGUCUUCGCGAUCGCGGCCCUGAUUUUGCUGACCGGAUUCGUCCGCGCCGAGGACGACCCGGAAGACGUCGGCACGGUGGACGAUGACCUAGGCGCCAGCAGAGAAGCAUCGCGAACAGAUCAUGAAGCGGUGCAAAGAGAGGAAGAGGCUAUAAAGAUCGACGGUCUAAACACCGCUCAGAUAAAAGAACUGAGAGAAAAGUCUGAGAAAUUCAUAUUCAACACCGACGUGAAUCGCAUUAUGAAGCUUAUCAUCAAUUCUCUGUAUCGCAACAAGGAGAUUUUCCUGAGAGAAUUGAUCUCGAACGCGUCCGAUGCGCUCGACAAAAUCAGACUUCUGUCUCUCACCGACAAGAACGUAUUGGAUACCAACAACGAAUUGGCUAUCAGAUUAAAAGCCGAUAAAGAAAACAAGGUGUUGCAUAUCAUGGAUUCCGGUAUCGGCAUGACCAAGCAAGAUCUGGUGAACAAUCUUGGAACGAUUGCGAAAUCUGGCACGGCGGAGUUUCUGGCGAAGAUGCAGGACGCCAAGAACACUCAGGACAUGAACGAUAUGAUCGGUCAGUUCGGUGUCGGUUUCUACUCCGCCUAUUUGGUCGCCAAUGUCGUUGUUGUGACAACCAAGCACAAUGACGACAAGCAGUACAUCUGGGAGUCGGACAGCAGCAGCUACAGCAUCAUAGAAGAUCCGCGAGGAAACACUUUGAAGAGAGGAACAACCGUGAGCUUAUAUUUGAAAGAAGAAGCAUUGGACUUCCUGGAGGCAGACACGAUAAAGAACCUAGUGAAGAAAUACUCGCAGUUCAUCAACUUCCCUAUAUACCUGUGGGACAGCAAAGUCGUACAAGUCGACGCGGAGGACAUAGAGGAGGAUAAGGCCUCGAAAGAAGAGAACGAGGACAAGACCGUGGACGAAGAGGAAGAGGCGAAGGUUGAAGAGGAAGCGGAAGAGGAGAAGAAGAAGACGAAGGUCGAGAAGACCGUGUGGGACUGGGAAUUACUAAACGACUCGAAACCAAUCUGGACCCAGAAACCGAGCGAGGUUGAGGAAAAGGAAUACAACGAAUUCUACAAAACGCUGACCAAAGACAGUCAGGAACCUUUGGCGAAAACGCACUUCGUCGCAGAAGGUGAAGUAACCUUCAAAUCACUCUUGUUCAUUCCGAAGGUUCAACCGAACGAAAGUUUCAAUCGUUACGGCACCAAAGCCGACAACAUCAAGCUCUACGUCAGACGGGUCUUCAUUACCGACAAAUUCGCCGAUAUGAUGCCCAACUAUCUCAACUUUAUUCGCGGUAUUGUGGACAGCGACGACUUGCCGCUCAACGUUUCGCGUGAAGAUCUGCAACAACAUAAACUGAUCAAGGUCAUUAAGAAGAAACUUAUCAGAAAGGUGCUGGAUAUGAUCAAGAAGAUCCCUAAGGAGGAUUACGAAACCUUCUGGAAGGAAUACAGCACGAACAUGAAGCUGGGCAUAGUCGAUGACCCGCAGAAUCGCGCGAGAAUGUCCAAACUCCUGCGAUUCAAAUCGUCCAAGUCGCAGAAAGAUAUGACCUCUCUCGCGGAAUACGUGUCCCGCAUGAAACCUAACCAGCAACACAUCUAUUACCUCGCCGGCCCGUCGGAGGAAGAAGUGAGGAAGUCGCCGUUCCUCGAACGAUUAGAAAAGAAAGGCUACGAGGUGCUGUACCUGACGGAGGCGGUGGACGAGUACGCGAUCUCGGCGUUGCCCGAAUUCGACGGCAAGAAGUUUCAGAAUGUAGCGAAGGAGGGUCUCGUCUUGGACGAAGGCGAACAGGCGAAGGAGCGAAUGGAACAGUUGAAGACAACGUUCGAACCUCUGGUUAAGUGGUUGAACGACGUUCUGAAGGAUCACAUCAGCAAGUCGCAGGUCUCGGAACGUCUUACCGACUCGCCCUGCGCUCUGGUCGCCAGUAUGUUCGGUUGGACCGGCAAUAUGGAGCGGUUAGCGAUUUCGAACGCGCACCAGAAGGCCGAAGAUCCGCAAAAAUCCUAUUACUUGAGCCAGAAGAAGAUCUUAGAGAUCAAUCCGCGACAUCCGCUCAUCAGAGAGCUGCUGAGACGAGUCGAGGUCGACACGUCCGACGAUACUGCCAAGGAUAUCGCGCUGAUGAUGUUCCAAACGGCGACUCUGCGAUCUGGUUACAUGCUGCGCGAGACCUCGAGCUUCGCGAACAGCGUCGAACAACUCAUGAGGAAGAGUCUGGGCAUAGCUCCCGACGAGAUGCCGGAGGAGGAAGAAUUGCAAGAGGAAGAGGAAACGAUCGGCAACGCCGAGGCGGAAGAAACUGUCGACGCGGAGGCCGACACCGAGAACGAGAAGGACGAGGAUCACGACGAGUUGUAAUAAAAAGAGAUAUGAACCUAAUGGAUAAAAAAAAAUAUUUCAAAGACUUAUAUAAAGUUUAGAGAUGUAGCUAUACAAUGUAUAGUUACCCUAAGUUUCGUGUUAAAAAAAAUUAUAUCGCGUGAAUUUCGUCUCAACACACUAUUACUAUUUAGAUGAGUAUAUAAUUAAAAUUAAUUUACUUGCGUCAUGAUUUCGUUUGUAAUUGCGAUCUGUGUUUGCCUUCGUUUAUAUUCCAUUAAUAAUCGAUACGUUUUUCACAAUUGUUGAUGAUACAUAAAUGCAAAGAACAACGCCCGUGCUAUGUGGUUGACGUAAAUAUAUAUAUAUAUAUAUAUAUAUAUAUUUUUGUUUUAUAUAUAAAAAGUCGCGCCGCAAACUAUUUUAUAUAAAAAAUCAUCACGAACGCGACAUUAAAGCAAUCACUGAUGAUAAUACGCGUGUGAAAUUUGUACGUUCUUUCAAGGAGAAUAUUUGUGUAAUUUAUUUUUAAGUUGCUCUUCCAUGUCGUUGUUCAAAACUGAAAGAGAGACUGAGAACACACGGAAUGCUUGUACCUUGUAUGUGUGAUUGUGUAUUUGUACAUGAGAAAUAUACAAAUUAUUAUAUAUAUUAAAAAGAAUGUAUGUAUGGGGCAA